Eucalyptus grandis is the source of this 3504-nucleotide messenger RNA. Its product is annotated as U-box domain-containing protein 33. Gene Ontology annotation, molecular function: protein kinase activity; ubiquitin-protein transferase activity; ATP binding. NCBI's taxonomy places the organism in Eukaryota, Viridiplantae, Streptophyta, Magnoliopsida, Myrtales, Myrtaceae. The record is from RefSeq and is a predicted model, not a curated record. Gene Ontology annotation, biological process: protein ubiquitination; protein phosphorylation. The coding region runs from base 563 to 3253 and encodes 896 amino acids. The transcript has 9 exons.
CGGAGGAGGCGAUCAAGAGCUUUAGGACAAGACAUAUCUUUUACAAACCUUCCCUCCCCCGGUCACAGUCGUUCAAAGCCCCGACUAAUCUCGCCGCUGCCCCCUCAGCCUUUGGUUCGUCCAACAUUGGAAACUUCGAUGCUUCGCUCUCCGACGUCUCUGUCCUCUCUCUAAAACGUCUCCAUUGAGCCUGGGCUUUUCCCAUAAAGAAAGAGAGAGAGAGAGGGGGAGAAGGCAGGAGUGUGCUGGGACGGCAGAAUCGAUCGGGCUGGAAAGAGAAAGGGAGGAUUUUUGGAGGUAAAAAGUUGUGGGUAGUUCGUGGGUGGGGAUGCUGAUCGGUGGGCUCGUGCCUGAAUCGAUCCUCGCGUGAAUUCUCGGUGCGGAGGGAGGGAGGGAGGGAGGGGGUGGGAGGAAAGGUGUGUGCUUUUCCCGCUAGUGUUUGAGUUGGCGCUGAAUUACUGGAGUUCGUGGGGUGGCAAGGAGCAAUUGUAAUAAUUGGAAUUGAUGGGUGUCGAAUUUUGAUGGUUGGUGGAACUGCUGAGCUUGUGCUUGUGCUGUUGCCAUGGCGAUGGUGAGCCGCCCGCCUGUGUUAACGACAAGCGUGGAUCGGAUUCCGAUUCACGAAGUCGGAGUUUCGGCGAUUAUGGCGAGCAAAGGGGAAUCUGUGGCUGAACCGUCGACGCCGCCGGCGCCGGUCGAGGAUGAGAAGAUUUACGUCGAGGUCGGGAAUAAUGUGAAAGAGAGCAAAUCGACGCUUAUUUGGGCUGUGCGGAACUCUGGUGGCAAGAACAUUUGUGUUAUCUAUGUUCUGGUUCCUUCGCAGAAGAUGCGAAUGGAGGGACUUGGUGCUGAAAUUCUUGUGAGCCAAGCAACAGAUCAAAUGGUGAGAGCGCACAGGGAGACUGAGAGGCGAAACAUGCAUAUACUAUUGGAUGACUAUCUGCAGCUUUGUAGCCAAAUGGGGGUACAAGCAGAGAAACAGUUUACAGAAGCAGGCUCUAUUGAGAAGGGGAUUUUGGAACUUAUCCAGGUGCAUGGGAUCAGAAAACUGGUUAUGGGAGCAGCAGCAGACAAGCGCUAUUCCAAGAAAAUGAUGGAGCGCAAGUCCAAAAAAGCCAUUUCUGUCCGAGAUGAGGCACCUCCUUCUUGUCACAUUUGGUUUAUAUGCAAUGGUCAACUCAUUCAUACAAGGGAGGCUAGUACAGAUCAAGCUGAUACAGAAGUUUCCUCUCUGCGAGUUCCAGUUAACUCUACUCCUGAUCCCGGACUGCCAACUCUGUCGAGUCCAACGCCCGGGACGCCACGUAGGAAUGAUAUACCAAAACUGACAAAUCCAGUGCAAGAUAUGUUUAGCAGAGUAUUCUCUUCAAAUAGCGAGAGGCAUGGACUAAGGCCAUUUGUUUCUUCUUUCCCGGAGAGUCCUCCAGAACCAAUAAGCCCGUUGGAAAGAGAAGGGAGUUACCAUGAAACUGAAAAAGUAUUGAGGAGUCAUUCUCAGAGUUCAGUUGGUUCAUCAGGCUCAUCCAUUGGUGCAACUGAGAUGGUAUCCUCUCCACCUGUGAAGCCAGAAAUGAGCGAGAGUGGGGUAGAGAUGACUCAGUCAAACUGCAAUGAUGAGGACCCAGCUCCUUCCAUUAUGCUGGAUGUGAACAUGAAUGACAGUCUGCACAAUCAGCUUGAGCAAGCCCGAACAGAGGCUGAGGAUGCAAAGAUAGAUGCGUUUCAAGAGGCAUUGAGGCGUGCAAAAGCUGAGGAGGAUUUCAUGGACGUCGUGAGAAAGGUGAAAGCUUUGGAAAGCAUGCAUGCCGAGGAGCAUAGGCGAAGGAAAGAAAUUGAGGAAGAUCUUGCAAAAGAAGAAGAAGCACUCAACAAGAUUAAGAAUGAGCGAGAUGAAGUCGUAGAAGAACUUCGUAUUGCCUUGGAUCUGCAGUCAUCAUUAGAGAGCCAAAUUGCAGAAACAGAUCAAAUUGUGGUGGAGCUAGAGCAGAAGAUCAUUUCUGCUGUUAAACUUUUGCAGAGUUAUCGUCACGAGCGAGAUGAGUUGCAGAUUGAGCGUGACAUUGCACUCAGAGAAGCCGAGGAGUUGCGGAGAACACAAGGUGAUACCUCAAGUGGGACCUUUCCACAGUACUUCUCUGAGUUUUCUUUUUUAGAAAUUCAGGAAGCAACUCAAAACUUUCAUCCAUCAUUAAAAAUUGGAGAAGGCGGCUAUGGGAGCAUAUACAAAGGUUCCCUUCGUCACACACAGGUGGCUAUCAAAAGGCUGCAUUCUCAUAGCAUGCAGGGUCCUCAGGAAUUUCAACAAGAGGUGGAUGUCUUGAGCAAGGUGAGGCAUCCGAAUCUAGUCACACUGAUCGGAGCUUGCCCAGACGCUUGGGCUCUUGUCUAUGAAUAUCUGCCGAAUGGAAGCCUUGAAGAUCGACUCAGCUGCCGUGACAACACGACACCGUUAUCGUGGCAAACUAGGAUACGGAUUGCCACUGAGCUCUGCUCAGUCCUCAUCUUUCUUCAUUCUAGCAAACCUCACAACAUUGUGCAUGGAGAUGUAAAGCCGGCUAAUAUCCUUCUAGAUGCCAACCUCGAGAGCAAACUGAGCGAUUUUGGCAUCUGCCGCCUGUUAGGUGAUGGAAAAUCCAGUGACAACAACACUCUUUUGUAUAGAACUGAUCCAAAGGGAACCUUUGCAUAUAUGGAUCCGGAGUUCCUCUCUACAGGAGAGCUCUCUACCAAGUCCGAUGUAUAUUCCUUCGGGAUAAUACUGCUGCGGUUGUUGACAGGGCGACCUCCCUUGGGAAUAUCAAAGGAAGUGCAAUACGCACUCAGUAGGAAAAAUUUGAAAUCCCUCUUGGAUCCCGUGGCUGGAGACUGGCCCUAUGUGCAAGCUGAGCAGUUGGCCAAUUUAGCUCUGAGGUGCUGUGAGAUGAACAGAAGGGAUAGGCCAGACCUUGGGUCGGAUGUGUGGAGAGUACUUGAACCAAUGAGAGCUUCUUGUGGAGGCUUCUCGUCAUUUAGGAUAGGUCCUGACGAACGGUGCCAACCACCUCCUUAUUUCAUUUGUCCAAUUCUGCAGGAAGUCAUGCAAGAUCCACAAGUCGCCGCAGACGGAUUCACUUACGAAGCAGAGGCUUUGCGAGGAUGGCUUGAGAGUGGCCACGAUACUUCACCUAUGACGAACCUCCAGCUUGCACACAGAAAUCUUGUCCCUAACCGCGCACUCCGCUCUGCUAUCCAGGAGUGGUUGCAGAACCAUUAAGUGUUGAUAUUUGCUCGUGUUUUCUUCUCGCAAUACUUCCUGAAAAAUGCUUAUCAAUUUCAUCCUUUCCCCUUCUUCUUUUUUGGCUUUUUCAGUUUCGCUUGUAUUAGGAGGAUGUUUUUCUUACACACACCUUUACUAUGUCCCUGUAAUGUAUGCAGGACCCGUGGGAUCAUUUUUACACUUGUACAGAAGACAGCACAUGUACAUUAUUAGCUCUAUGUGAUACACAGCAGUUUCCAUUUUUCUUU